GGGGUGUGGCGUGUAAGAAUAAUACAUGGCCCACCUCCGAGUAAUCGUCGUUGGCGCUGGGCUGAGCGGCCUCAGUACAGCGAUCGCAUGCACAAUCUCAGGCCAUUCCGUUACAGUUAUUGAAUCGGCAUCUGAAUUGCAAGAGGUAGGCGCAGGACUCCAAGUCGCACCAAAUGCCACGCGUCUCUUGAAAAAAUGGGACCUACCAGACUCCUUUUGGGCCACAGCCGCCGAACCAACGUUCCUGGCUGUGCAUAGAUACUCUGAUGGAAAAGUAUUGGCCAUGAAGAAGGAUUUCAAUACAAAGAUGCGUGACAAUGAUAGGGCGCCGUUCUCGAUUUUCACCGCGUCGAUCUACAGCUGGCGCUGUAUAAGCGUGCCCUCGCCCUCGGUGUCAAAUUCGAGCUGAAAGGGUACAAUCGGUCGAUUUCGACCUCCCACAAGUUACCACAAGUUCCGGGGCUAAAUUCUCAUCGGACCUUAUUGUAGCUCGGACUCUGGUCGCAAAGUCGGAAUUGCUUCUUGAAUGUCAAGGAUGCGCCUCUACCAACUGGCGAUCUGAUAUAGGGUUGUCCUCUCGUUGGACGAUAUUGAAGCCCUGAGCUGAGAGAAUGGGUGAGCAACCCGUCGGUACAUUUUUGGAUUGGCCCAGGAGCCCAUGCUGUUAGUUACUCUGUGCGUGCGGGGAAGAUGUAUACUAUCGUCCUACUUGUUCCGGAUGAUCUUCCAGAGGCUGUUAGUCGUCAAUCUCGUUCGU
This is a messenger RNA of Pseudogymnoascus destructans, 757 nucleotides long. RefSeq lists its product as uncharacterized. The transcript has 2 exons. The coding region runs from base 26 to 409 and encodes 127 amino acids. Lineage: Eukaryota; Fungi; Ascomycota; Leotiomycetes; Thelebolales; Thelebolaceae. Gene Ontology annotation, molecular function: monooxygenase activity. Gene Ontology annotation, biological process: secondary metabolite biosynthetic process. The record is from RefSeq and is a predicted model, not a curated record.